GGGCUGGGAAGAAAGGGGCGGGACUUCUAGUGAGAGGCGGCAGGUUUGAAAAGGGACAACGGUUGGCGUUUGCUGAUUUUUGACUGCGUGUGGCCGCCCUGCGAACGCCUCUUCUUCUGUUGGGCUGCUAAUGCAGUAGGUGAGAGCGAGCACUUCCGGGAGGACAGAGGAGGGAGACUGAGGUGCCCUACAGCUCCUCGCAUCUGAACGCUGCUCCAAGUGUUUCCGUAGUGCACGGCUCUAGGGAGGAGGCUGGAGAAACUGGCUCCUGGAAAGUUGGAGGGCCAGCCCCUAGCUCCUGUUAAUUGAUUUUUAGUUCCCGAAAGACCUGAGGUCAGUUCCUAAGACACUAAUGGGUGUUGUCUGUGCAGUAUAGACUGGAAAGAGAUUCGACCAGAAGCAGACUAGGAGACUUGCAAGAUGGAAACUUUGUCUUUUCCCAGAUAUAAUGUCGCUGAAAUUGUGGUUCAUAUUCGUAAUAAAUUUUUAACAGGAGCUGAUGGUAAAAACCUCUCCAAGAAUGAUCUUUACCCAAAUCCAAAGCCUGAAGUAUUACACAUGAUCUACAUGAGAGCCUUACAAAUAGUAUAUGGAAUUCGACUGGAGCAUUUUUACAUGAUGCCAGUUAACUCUGAAGUCAUGUAUCCACAUAUAAUGGAGGGCUUUUUGCCAGUCAGCAAUUUAUUUAUUCAUCUAGAUUCAUUCCUGCCCAUCUGCCGGGUGAAUGACUUUGAGAUUGCUGAUAUUCUAUAUCCAAAAGCAAAACGGACAAGUCGAUUUUUAAGUGGAAUUAUUAACUUUAUUCACUUCAGAGAAGCAUGCCGUGAGACAUAUAUGGAAUUUCUUUGGCAAUAUAAAUCCUCUGUGGACAAAAUGCAGCAGCUAAACACUGCACACCAGGAGGCAUUAAUGAAAUUGGAGAGACUUGACUCUGUUCCCGUUGAAGAGCAAGAAGAAUUCAAGCAACUUACAGAUGAUAUUCAGGAGCUGCAGCAAUCAUUGAAUCAGGAGUUUCGUCAAAAAACGAUAGUUCUGCAAGAAGGAAAUUCCCAAAAGAAAUCAGAUAUUUCAGAGAAAACUAAGCGUUUGAAUGAACUAAAAUUGUCAGUGGUUACUUUGAAAGAAGUACAAGAGAGUUUAAAGACAAAAAUUGUGGAUUCUCCAGAGAAGGUAAAGAAUUAUAAAGAAAAAAUGAAAGACACCGUGCAGAAGCUUAAAAAUUCCAGGCAAGAAGUGAUGGAGAAGUAUGAAAUCUAUAGAGACUCAGUUGACUGCCUGCCUUCCUGUCAGCAGGAGGUGCAGUUAUAUCAAAAGAAAAUCCAGGACCUUGCAGAUAAUAGGGAAAAAUUAACCAGUAUCUUAAAGGAGAGCCUGAACUUGGAGGAUCAAAUUGAGAGUGAUGAGUCAGAACUGAAGAAAUUGAAGACUGAAGAAAAUUCAUUCAAACGACUGAUGAUUGUGAAAAAGGAAAAACUUGCCACGGCACAAUUCAAAAUAAAUAAGAAGCAUGAGGACAUUAAGCAGUACAAACGAACAGUAAUAGAGGAUUGCAAUAAAGUUCAAGAAAAAAGAGGUGCUGUCUUUGAGAAAGUAACCACAAUUAAUCAAGAGAUCAAAAAAAUUAAAUUUGGAAUUCAGCAGCUAAAAGAUGCCACUGAAAGGGAGAAACUGAAGUCGCAGGAAAUAUUUCUAAGCUUGAAAACUGCUGUGGAGAAAUACCACGAAGGCAUUGAAAAGGCAGUGGAGGAGUGUUAUGCUAGGAUAGACGAGAAAGCUGCUGAACUGAAGAAGAGGAUGUUCAGAAUGUCAGCCUGAUCAACACAAUUACAUGUCAUCUUGUAAAUAGCUUGCUAUCCUCCUAAUUUUUGCUUGGGAAGGGAAUAGUUAAGUUAAAGCUAAUGGAAGUAUCAGAAAUACCAAAUAAUGUUGCUUCAAUCUGUUCUUACAAACUCUUAUAAGUAGUUUUAUAAGAUGUAGCUUCUUUUAAAUUUAUAGUUAAAAUCCUUAUGCACUUACACACCUCUUUGUGUCUCUGUCCCUUGUUGUAUGUACCUUUUGGAGUAAAAUAAAAAUA
Molecule: messenger RNA, 2074 nt
Organism: Heterocephalus glaber (naked mole-rat)
Lineage: Eukaryota; Metazoa; Chordata; Mammalia; Rodentia; Bathyergidae
Gene: Nuf2
Product: NUF2 component of NDC80 kinetochore complex
Biological process (GO): attachment of mitotic spindle microtubules to kinetochore; meiotic chromosome segregation; mitotic spindle organization
Cellular component (GO): kinetochore; Ndc80 complex
Molecular function (GO): protein-containing complex binding
Source: RefSeq, a predicted model, not a curated record